This is a messenger RNA of Gilbertella persicaria, 1302 nucleotides long. RefSeq lists its product as uncharacterized. The transcript is spliced from 2 exons. The record is from RefSeq and is a predicted model, not a curated record. Bases 1 to 1302 code for a protein of 433 amino acids. Lineage: Eukaryota; Fungi; Mucoromycota; Mucoromycetes; Mucorales; Choanephoraceae.
AUGCACUAUUUCCGAAACUCAAAGAAAGAUCGACUCCUGGCCAUCAAUAUAUCUAAGGACACUCCAACAUACACUAAGGAAAUUCAAACCAUUACUACCUCUUCACUUGAAGAGGUAGCUACUAUUAUUGAAGAUGCAAAAGCUUCUCUCAAGUUCAAGUAUGUCGUUUCCGAGAACUGCUCUCCUGAUGUUUCUUUGGCUGUGGAGAACUCUCAGAAAUAUACAGUUGAAUCCCUAGAUAGUAUUUAUACUAUUGUAUCAGAACAAGCUUUGGCUAUCGAAAAGCUUGUUACUACUACUACCGAUCUUGAAUUGGUUAAAGAAAAGAUUACUGUUAUUGAAGAGAACUCAAGACGUAAAGUACAAAUUGCUCUCGAAACUACUGCCGAAACAGCUAUUUCCGCUGGAUUUGAAGGCAAGUCUGUCACUUGGGUUGAAACUGCUCAAAUCCCUGCCUCUUUCAAGAAUGUCAAGGUCUUUGCUUUUGAUUUGGCUGAUACUGUUGUAAACUACCGUGAAACUAUUACCAAGGCCUGGUCUAAGCUUAUCAGUAAGAAGCAAGACUCUUACGCUUUCAUUCAUAUCAACAUUGAAGCUUUCAUUACCCGUUGGUACUACCUUUACUUGGAAGAACGCUUGAAGGCCAAGUACUCUGUAUCUGAUGCUGAUGUUCUUCUGAUUGCUUUGAAGUUAGUAUUUAUUGAAUUCAAGCUUGAAUUAUCUGCUUUCACUGAAGAAGAAUUGAUCAACUUGUGCUCUGCAUGGUUUAGUCUUGAACUCUUUGAGGAUGCUUCUGCUAGUAUCCGUAAGAUCAAACAAUUGGAUGGUGUUUAUGCCGUUGCUAUUUCACAUGCUUUCACUAUUCGCACAAUGAUGGAUCUUGCCCGCACUGGCUGUCUCUGCUGGCAUGCUCAAUUUACAGCUGAUAUGUUUGCUGCCUGUACUAUCAAUAAUGGCACAAGCACCGAAGUCACCGUGGUUUCCAACACUGCUAUGCUCUUAGGCUUGAAUAAUGCAAGUGAACUUGCUGUUGUCUCUUCCAACCCCAAGAUUUUGGAAGCUGCUCAGGCUAAUGGAUCCAAGGCUGUUGCUCUUGACCGCUUUGGUACUCUUAAGCAACAAGGAUAUUCAUUUGAUGUUGAAUUUGACGCCCUUGAUAUCUUUGCUGAAAGUUUCCACAUGUUCUAUGAGACUCAAGUUUACAAAACUGUUGAAGUCCCUGUAACUCGCUCUUGGUUUCAAAGAGUAGUUUCUACUGUCACUGAAGUUGCUGAAUCUGUCGGCCACACUAUCCUUGGUUAA